UCUCUCUCUCUCUCUCUCUCUCUCUCUCUUUCUCAACAGUUUUAUGUGCAUGUUUGUUUUAUAAAAUGGCCUAACCAGAACCAACAAGAAGAUUUCUCAAUAAAACCAAAAUCUCGUUCUCAUCAACCCCCAAAGAGAGAAAGACGGGUCGUUAUGAGCAGUAGGAACAAGAACAGUGCUAAGCCCGAGCUGAAGCUGAACCUUUCACCACCUCCUUCUCAAGAAGAGCAGAUGAGUAUGGUUCGGUCUCCAAGCAUAUCAAACACAGCUUCACCGAGCUCGUGCGUUUCCUCUGAAAUGAACCAGGAGGAGAUCGAGACGACAAUCUCAAUGGUCCUCGUCGGCUGCCCUCGUUGCCUUAUGUACGUUAUGAUCUCUCAGGAUAACGCAAAGUGCCCAAAAUGCAAAAGCACCGUCCUACUCGACUUCUUCCAUGAAGACGCCUCGGCCGCUACAACCACUCCCGCCAGCACCACCAAACGCAAUAAAAAGUCCGAGAAUCGGUUGGACUGUUAACAAAGCAGAUGCGCAGAUAGAAACAUUAAACUGGAAAUGGUUACAGAUAAUCACUAAGAGGAUGCUAGUCUAAUUCUCUGUUAUCUAGUAAGACAUGGGUUUGUUGGUUGAAAUGUUGUCAAUUGUUUUGGUUGUAUUUAAAAAUUGUAAGAUAUGAAAUAAAUUAGUGUUUAUGGACUA
Molecule: messenger RNA, 696 nt
Organism: Raphanus sativus (radish)
Lineage: Eukaryota; Viridiplantae; Streptophyta; Magnoliopsida; Brassicales; Brassicaceae
Product: protein GL2-INTERACTING REPRESSOR 2
Exons: 1
Coding region: 154-516 (120 amino acids)
Source: RefSeq, a predicted model, not a curated record